CGAUCAUUAGGCAUCUUGGAAAGUUUUAUUUCAAGUUUUUGCGUCACCAAUUAUCUUUCCAGCGUUCGGCUGCUCUUCUUUCUUGGCCUCCUCGCUGGUGGGCCACUCGCAAUGUGGACAUCUUUCCUUGUUUCAAGUGUCUUUAUGUCGAUCACUGCUGCUGUCCUAGCAGAGAUAUGCUCUGCGCUCCCUGUUAGCGGCAGCAUAUAUAUCUGGGCUGCCCAAGCGGCCGGUAGGAAGUAUGGGCGAUUCAUUGGAUUUAUCGCUGCAUGGUGGAUCGCGACUUCUUGGAUGACAUCUACUAGCACCAUUUGUCAGGUUUCAGCAAACUACAUUCUCUCCCUUGCUACUGUGUACGACCUCAACUUUCCUGGAGGCAUUUCAAACGACAAUAUCAAGUGGCGGGUAGUAGUAUGGAUAGUAUCAGAAUCACUCCUUCUGUUAUCGGUGCUUCCGAACUAUCUUCACUCCCGAUGGUACCCUAUUCUGUUCCGUGGCGCCAUGAUAAUCAUGUUUUUAGACUUCAUGCUGUGUCUAAUCUGGCUGCCAGUUGGAGUGAGCAAAACGUAUGGGUUCAGAAGUGUGCACGACGCAUUUCUCGCCACAAACAAUGGGACGGGUGCACUGCCCGCAUGGAAUUGGAUCCUAUCGUACUUCUUCGCUGCAUCUGCAUGCAUGGGCUUUGACGCGACUGGGCACGUUGCAGAGGAAACAAAGAAUGCGAAUGUCGUCACUGCCCGUAACUUGUUCAGGAGCUGUGUUGCAACUUCCGUAGGUGGAUUCGUCACAUUGAUUCUCUUCCUCUUUUGCACUCCAAACCUCGAGAAGCUCUUCUCUUUGCACGCACCACAGCCGUUUGUGCUCAUUUAUGCUUUGGCACUUGGACGAGCUGGCUGUACGUUCAUGACAUGCAUUGCGACCCUAGCGGCGCUCUUCGGUGGCACCUUAAUCGUUCUAGCCACCUCGCGUCUUAUUUUUGCCAUCGCGCGAGACGGCGCAUUGCCCCUGUCGGCAUGGAUUUCGACGCUCACGCCAGACGGCCGCCCGAAAAACGCAGUGACAUUCGUCUUUGUGUUCUCCUCCGUGAUGCUGUGCAUGAUCAUCCCCAGUUCGUCCGCAUUUACAUCACUCAUGAGCGCUGGGGCGAUCCCGCUUGCUGCAUGCUACGGGCUCAUCGGGCUCCUGCGUCUAACCGUGACGCCGGACGCAUUCCGGAGCUCCAGGUUUUCCCUUGGGCGCUUCAGGAAGUUAUUCUACCUGACUGCAGCGCUUUUCAAUGCGCUUGCCCUCGCGGUUUUUAUCUCGCCCUUCACAUUUCCUGUUACUCCGAGCUCAGUCAACGUUGGUGGCGUUGUAUUCGCUGCAGUCACACUUAUGGGGUUGGCCAGUUAUUGGUUCAUUCCAGAGACAAAGUGGCUAAGCUCAGAGCGGCUGCAGGUGAUGCGUAACGGCGCUGACUAA
Molecule: messenger RNA, 1461 nt
Organism: Laccaria bicolor S238N-H82
Lineage: Eukaryota; Fungi; Basidiomycota; Agaricomycetes; Agaricales; Hydnangiaceae
Product: APC amino acid permease
Exons: 10
Coding region: 112-1461 (449 amino acids)
Biological process (GO): transmembrane transport
Cellular component (GO): membrane
Molecular function (GO): transmembrane transporter activity
Source: RefSeq, a predicted model, not a curated record